UUGACAGAGGAGAUCGGCCAGAUCUUGCAGUGCAUCUUGCUGAGAAGCAGGUAGCUCCGCCAGUAGUGUGCUCGAGAUACUGGUGUAUGUAGAAGAAAAAUGGAAGUCAUUGAGCUGGGAGAUAUUAACCUGAACUGUCCUGCCAACUGCCAAUGUCACAAUACUCAUUUCUUCGGACCUGAUAGACAGAUAAUAAGGAGAGGCCAAGCCUUCAACUUUUAUGUUCACUUCCAAAAUCGGGACUGGGAUGACUCUGUGGACCAGAUCGUUUUCACUGUGGAGACAGGCCUCAGACCCUGUGAGUCAAAUGAGACGAAAUGCACCUUCCCAAUGGGCAGAUGUCUAGAUCAAACCUGCUGGAGUGCUGCUUACAAAACUCAUCAGCCAAAAUGCAUCAAUGUCAGCGUGUUUCCUCCCUCCAAUGCCUGCAUUGGCCGCUACAUUUUCAAUAUACAAGUCACAUCUUGCGGUAAUACAUAUCAGCGGUGUCUUGGAGAUUUUUAUGUCCUUUUUAACCCCUGGUGUGCAGAUGACCCCGUAUAUAUGGACAAUCAAGCCCACAGGGAAGAAUAUGUUCUAAAUGAACAUGGGAUACUGUACGAAGGGGUUCACAAGCAUAUUACCUCUAGACCAUGGCACUUUGGACAGUUUGAAGAUGGGAUUCUGGAUAUCUGCUUGAAGGUUCUAGACAUGGGUGCAAGUUACCAUCACGGCUCUGAUCAAGACCGUUGCUGGCGCAAUGAUCCUGUGCACAUCAGCAUGGUGGUGAACCACAUGAUAAGUAGCCAUAACACUAACAGUAUCAUGAAGAUUCCAGAAAACAAUGAUUACCUGAAAGGAACUAAGCCAUUUUCCUGGAAUGGAAGUGUCCCUAUUCUUCAGCAAUGGUACAAUGGCAGAUGUAGACCAGUCAGAUAUGGAUACUGUGGGUCUCUUGCUGCAGUAAUGUGCACCGUGAUGAGGUGCUUGGGCAUUCCAAGCCGUGUUGUCACGACCUUCUGUUUUCCAUGCUCAAUUGAGAACCCCCUAGGAAUAAAUGAGAUUUUUGACUGUACUGGAAAAAACCUGUGUGGUAAAGACAAGCUAUGGCAAUACCACUGCUGGAAUGAGUCUUGGAUGGCCCGCAGAGACCUAAAUCAAUGCUCUGGUGAUUGGCAGUGUCUGGAUCCAACACCCUUGGAAACAGGCAGAGGUUCGACUUGCAGUGGUCCUACAUGGGUUCGAAGCAUCAGAGAAGGGGAACUGGAUUUGGACUAUGAUGGCCAUCACUUGUUUUCUCGGCUAAAUUCAAACUAUGUUGGCUGGCUUUCCCAAAGCAAUGACAAAAAAUCAAAGCUCUUCUGUGACACUUGGCCAUGCGGACAACAUCUGAGCACUAAAAGUGUUGGCAGUGACCUGUGUGAAGAUAUCACUGGGACUUACAAGUAUGAGCUAGGUUCUCUGAAAAGCAAGGAGGCCUAUUACAGGGCUUACAGAAGAAUUCACCCAGGAUACUGUAAUGCUUCCAACUGUCAUAUAGAUCGAGAACUAUCAUCUCUCCGUAACCCAUUUGUGAGUGACUCUGGUGUUAACAUGAGGCUAAAGAUGGCUAACUGCCCUAUGUACGGUGAAGAUGUCCAACUGCACUGGCUGCUUGAAAAUUUGUGUAAUGAACCCAAAAAUCUAAAUUUUAAUUUGUGUGCACAAAUAAUAACAUACAACGGUUGCCCAAUGGAUCAAUUUUGGAAAGACAAGGUGAAUGUCACCUUGGGUCCAAGGGAAGUGAAAAAAAUUCCACUGUGUAUAUCAUAUAGUCAGUAUGGACCUCAUCUCUGUGAUCACAACAUUAUGAAAGUAGUUGCUGUCUCAGAUCCAGAGUGUGGAGACGUUUUGAUGGUGAGCAGGGAUAUCGUGAUCAACAGGCCACCUGUUAUUGUGAAGCUAUUAAGCCAACCCAGGCUGAAAGUACCAUGCACUGCAGAGAUCUCCUUCUGUAAUCCUCUCCAGGAAGAUAUGAAGAACUGCAUAAUGACUUUAGAAGGCUGCGGUUUAUUCAAAGAACCAAUGACCAUUGAUUUAGGAACGCUGGCUUCCAAUCAACAGGCACGAACCGUUGUGGAGUUUACACCUUACAGGCUUGGUAAACACCGUCUCCUAGCCAACUUUGGAUGCCACAGGUUUGCCUACUGCAAGGGGUGUGUCACCACUGAAGUGUGUAACCCUGUGGGCCAGAAUGGCACGCUUCCCGUGAGCCAGAAUGGAUCGCUCCAUGUUUGUGAGAAUGGGUCCCUCCCAGCCAACAGCUCUGCCUCUGUCCCUGCGGGGAACCCUGGGUUGCAGUCGAUGUGCGAAUAUGUAUGUAUCCCAGUGUGCAACCCCAGCUGCAACUCAGGGGGCCCGCCCGUGUACGACUUUGUGUACCUCCCUGCAGGCCAUCCCUUAUGCAACUCCAUUUGCAACUCAGGCUUCAAUCCAAAUGUCAACCUUGGUUUUGAUCCUGGGUCUGAUCCUGGCUUCCGUGUUGUAUGCGAAACCAUGCCUCCCCCUACCUGUGUCCCAGUGCCUCCCACCAUGUACGGCUCUAUGCCUGUCCCAGCAUCCAACCCUGUGUGCACCCCAAUGCCUCAUGUGAUGUUUGAGUCAAGGCCUGGCUCCGCACACCAGCCUGGAGGGGGACCAAUGUCUUAUUCUGUGUCUGUCCCAGCAAAUAACGCAGUGAGUGCCCUACUGAAUCACUUUAUGGCUGGCUCCAGCCCCAGCUCAGCAUCCCAUGCAGUCCCUACCCACGUGUCUGCUUCUCCAUCCCACGCUGUGUGUCCUCCGAUAUCUCACUCUGUGCCACCACCAACAGCCCUUUCUGGACCUGCUGCCUCCCUCUCCCAUGUCCGUGGCCCUGCACCCUCUCCGACAUCUCAGCCUGCAUGCAGCUCAAUGGCCACCCCACCGUCCCAACACAUGAAUGGCUCGGUAGCCCACACCGUGUGCUCCUCAGGCCCUUGCCCAGGGGCUCCCCCAGUGCCCAAUGUCGCACGCAGCUCUACGCCAGUGCUAAACCGGGGCAGUGUCUCUGUGUCCCAUUCAGUGUGUGCCCCAGCCCCUCGUCCUGUGGGACUCCCCGCAGCCCACUCACUGUGCCCCCCGGCCUCCAUCUCCGCGAGAGCUGCAGCAGCAGGCUCUCCGGCUUCGCACCUGGAGGAUGUGUCGGCAGGCUGCUUCGUAUGCCCCCCGACCUCGCGUCCUUUGGGAGCUGCAACAGCCCGGUCUGUGUGCACCCCGGCAUCCCGCCCUGCGUCACGGGCCAUGUGCGCCCCGGCAUCGCGCUCACUGUGCGGCCUGCAGUGGGGUCCCUCGUGCAAUACCAUAUCACACUCGGCCUUGCACUCCACCUGGGCUCCCACCUCUCGGUCAAUAUGGGGCACCAUGCGGCGCUCUACCUAUACCCCCCUGCCCCGCACCUCGUACAGCGCGCUCUCACGCCCUGGUUACAACACCUUGUCCCACUCCUCUUAUAAGAACACCUUGUCUCGCUCUGUGUGUACCCCCCUGCCCCGCUCUACCUCUCCGUCAGCUUAUGCCACCCUUCCUCGCUCGGGGUCCCACUCUUCGCACACCCCCCUGCCCCGCUUGGGGUCCCGCACAACAUGGAACCCGGGUAAAAGCACUCUCACAGACUUUAAACGCAAAUAGGUGUAAUCAAGAGCAACCUGAGAAAAGCCAAAGCAAGUGAAUUAAAGUCUAUGUGCAGAUGCUUUGAAAAAGGUUAGACGUAGGGUAAUGGAGAGCAGCAUGUGUAGUCCUGAGUAUUUAUCCACACAUUUGAGAUGUGCCAGAAAGCAGGCUAUUAUCCAGUGAUUAAGAGAUGCAUUUGAUAUAAAACUUGUAUGUCCUGAGAUACAAUAUGGUGUUAGUGAGAAAUGGACAUGAGUGAGAAAUGGACAUGCUCCCUGCCGAGCUAUAGUGACAAUAGUUGCGCAGCGCAGGUAAUUGGACUUACUUGCUCAGUCAAACUGUUUUUAUAAAUGAUGUUCUUUCACUCUCUUUUCUCUUGAUUUCUUGCAAUGCAUAUAUCUCAGAUCUCCCUGGGCUACAGCACUCGUAGCAAAUCUCUCUCUCUACAUGAAAUCUGCUGUCCUUAGGAUUCUUCAAAGAAAUGGUAGCAGACAUUACAUCCCUUACAUCUUGCCUAACAGACAUUGGGCCCCUGAGUACUGAUAUUGUUGUGGCUCAGGCCAGUUCUGCAUUCACUCACAUUUCCUUAAUUAUGCUAUACUGAAAAUUGUGGAGGUCACAGAGUAAGCUAAAUCAUUACAAAUGAACUAAACUCUUUAAUUAAAAAAAAAAAAAGUGUUUGCAAUAAAUUUGGUAUUACUACUUCUGAGGUAUCACAGUUCCAAUAUGUGGAAUCUAAAGGUCCAAUCAGAAAAGCUGCAAAACUCAGUGGAUGUUUAAUGCCAAUUUAUUGGCAUUCACACCUGAAUGUGUUUUUUGUAUAGCACAAGCCAAGAUUUUCUCUUAUAUAUCGUAUGCUUUUAGGUUCAUGGGGAAAAAAUCUAAUUCCAGUUCUACUCCUUCAUGAUUCAAUAUAACUGGGAAACUUCUGUCACCAUGCUUGAGUUAAAGGAGGAGGUAUGAUGGCAUCCUUUCCUUCUACACCUCUGCCCCCAAUAACUUCAACUGAACAAUUAGGAAGGUGAAUGAAAAUGUGCCACAGCUUCUUCGCUUAAUUAGUUCAUUUCAAUACUAAUCUUGCACAAUUUUUAGGAAUACAAAUCACAUAUUGAUAUAAUGGAACAGUACCUGAGUUAUACCUCCUCUGUGUUUGUUUCUUAUAAGAGUUUUGGAUUUGCUGACACACCUCCCACCAUCUCCGUUAUUUUCCUCUAGUGCUCUGUUAUUUUUAGUAGAAAUUGUUAGUGGGGUUUUGCGGUAAAGUAAUUUUGUUAGUGCUGCAGAAUCUUCAGGAAUGUAGCAAUAGUAUUUCAGUAGUAUCACUGUUUUCAUAUCUCUAUGCAUUGUGAUGAGGUUGACUAAUGUUCUGGGGAGACUGAAAAGGUGUGCUGUCAAACAGUAUCUAUGAAUGUGCCAGCUAUGUCUAUUAAAUAGUAAAUCUCAGUAUGGUAGAAGAAAUCUUUGCUUGGAUAAUUAGUUGAGUGGUCAUAAUUAAGUUUUUUUUUUUUUUUUUGGUUUUAAUAGUCUAUAUUAGGUAUUUGCUAAGAAUUUAUUUGCCUGACUGACAAUAAAAAUAAGAGUUUAAAAACA
Messenger RNA from Dromaius novaehollandiae (emu), 5238 nucleotides. RefSeq names its product protein-glutamine gamma-glutamyltransferase 5-like. Gene Ontology annotation, biological process: peptide cross-linking. Bases 100 to 3666 code for a protein of 1188 amino acids. Lineage: Eukaryota; Metazoa; Chordata; Aves; Casuariiformes; Dromaiidae. The transcript is spliced from 13 exons. Gene Ontology annotation, molecular function: protein-glutamine gamma-glutamyltransferase activity. The record is from RefSeq and is a predicted model, not a curated record.